Molecule: messenger RNA, 906 nt
Organism: Thermochaetoides thermophila DSM 1495
Lineage: Eukaryota; Fungi; Ascomycota; Sordariomycetes; Sordariales; Chaetomiaceae
Exons: 4
Coding region: 1-906 (301 amino acids)
Source: RefSeq, a predicted model, not a curated record
AUGCGUGGCGUCCUCAGCCGUGACGUGUUGCAUGCGAUCCGCAACCUUUCCCUCUUUUCUUCCUCUGAUUCCUGGUCGCAGCCAAUCAAAGAAGACAACUUUGAGAUAAACCAAUCAGAAGUGGUCAACCUGAACGAUCCGACGCUCAACGUCAACCUCGACUUCACCUCACGCGAGGAUGCCCCCCUCGAGCGCGGGCAUUUUAGCCGCCCUCAAGAGGGCUCGGGAGGAGGGAACGUCGAGAAGAACCUCGAGGGCAAUUUGGAGAGGAUGGUUGGGAAGCCCAUCAUCACCAAGCUUCAUUCCUUCCUCAUCCAGACGUCGCUAGCCCAGGGCGGGUCCUCGUCCCCACUUUCUUCUCCCCAGCCAGCUAGGACACCAGAGAACCCCGCGGAAUCAAGAACGGUGCCAGGUUCAUCCCCCUCAGCGGCCGCCAACGGCAUCUAUAAGCAUCCUUAUUACUGUGAGGACUUCAGUCCCUCGGAUUCAACGACCUGGCUACUACCUUCGAACCCUUCUCAGGAGGUUGUGGAGUCGUCACACGUUGCUGACUCCUUUUCGGUUCUGAGGACGGUUCGGUUCCAGAAGGUAGCACGACAGACUCGCCAUCACCGUGUCCGACUUCAACAACGACAACAACACCAGCGAUCUUCCCAUGGCUUCACCCCCGCAGCCCGCAGCCGGGACGGCUCAGGAACUACCCUAAGUGUCGGAGGAGUUCCUAUGGACCUCCUUCAUACAGUUCACAGGCUUAAGGGCGAGCUCGCCCAAUUGCGCCAGGAGGCCCAGCAGGCUAAAGCUGAUGUUACGAAGCUACAGCGGGAGAGGCAACGGAUGCACGACGAGGUUACCAAGUUGCAUAAGGGGGACCAGUGCCUCCGCAACGAGAUCGCUCAGUUGCAUUAA